Penaeus vannamei (Pacific white shrimp) is the source of this 3256-nucleotide messenger RNA. The record is from RefSeq and is a predicted model, not a curated record. Lineage: Eukaryota; Metazoa; Arthropoda; Malacostraca; Decapoda; Penaeidae.
GUGGUUGGCAAUUCGUCUAGAGUUCAUUGGUAACAUCCUGACCUUCUUUGCUGCUCUGUUUGCUGUGCUUGGCCGAGACACUAUAAGUGGUGGACUCGUUGGUCUUUCAGUCAGCUACGCAUUAUCAGUUACACAAACCCUGAACUGGUUAGUAAGAAUGACAUCAGAUGUAGAGACAAAUAUUGUGGCUGUAGAACGUAUCAAAGAAUACACUGAAACCACCCAAGAAGCGGAAUGGGAAAUCCCUGAGAAAAAGCCACCGGAAUACUGGCCAGAGCACGGGGUAGUCGAGUUCAAUAAAUAUUCCACAAGAUAUCGGGAAGGCCUCGAUUUAGUUGUGAAGGAUAUUGAUUGUAAAAUAUCUGGAGGAGAGAAGAUUGGUAUUGUUGGUCGAACUGGUGCUGGGAAAUCUUCACUCACAUUGGCGCUUUUCCGCAUCAUUGAAGCUGCUAGUGGAAACAUCACAAUUGACAAGAUUGAUAUUUCCAAAAUUGGUCUCCAUGACGUACGCAGAAGAUUGACAAUUAUUCCGCAGGAUCCUGUGCUGUUCAGUGGUACGCUUCGCAUGAACUUGGACCCUUUCAACCUCUAUGAUGAUGAGAAGGUCUGGUCAGCUCUGGAACAUUCUCAUCUUAAGGACUUCGUUUCAGGCCUCAAUGCUGGACUUCAGCAUGAAGUGUCUGAAGGAGGUGAAAACCUCAGUGUUGGCCAGAGGCAGCUUGUGUGUCUGGCUCGAGCUCUCCUCCGCAAAACAAGGGUGCUGGUCUUAGAUGAGGCCACAGCAGCUGUUGAUUUGGAGACUGAUGACCUUAUUCAGCAGACUAUCCGCCGGGAAUUUGCCGAUUGCACUGUGAUCACUAUUGCUCAUAGAUUGAACACAAUCAUGGACUCGUCAAGAGUUUUGGUCCUAGACAAAGGAGAGAUCCGAGAAUUUGAAUCCCCGGAAAACCUGUUAAAAGACAAGAAAUCAAUAUUCUAUUCAAUGGCCAAAGAUGCAGGUCUUGUAUAAUAUAUUUUUCUUUAAUAUACGGUACUUAAUUAUGUCAAUAUAUGAAAAUAACUUGUCCAGUGAAGAACACCCUUCAGGUAUUUUAAUGUACUUUACUGUUUAUGUUCAUAAUUGUUGUGCAGAAACUAUUUUAUUUUGAGGAUAAAAUAAAUUUAUCAUGUUCUCAUAUUGUCUGUGAUUUAGUAUGUUACAGUUUGUACUCUUCAGAUGUAUGAAUAUACUGUACUUUUUUCAGUUACCCGUUGUAUGAAACAUCUUUUGUUAUGUUUGUCUAUGGAAGUUUGUUUUCAACUUUUUUAUGUACAAUGAAACUGUGCAUUUUUCUGCAGUUUUUUUUAUGUUUAGUGUUUUGUAGUUUUGUUUUCAACUUAGUGUUAUUUAAGUUAUGCGUGAUUCUGUAGUUCUUGAAUGGUCAAGAAUUGGAAUGGUGAACAUAAUUUGUGUAAUGUACAAGUGAGAAUAAAAGUGGAAGAUUUUUUUUGAACCUUAACUUAUAUCCUGUAAGAGGCUGUUGUUAGAGUACUCUAAAGAAGUAAAGAUAAUUAUUUUUUGAAAAUGGUACAUGUUUGUACUUACAUUGUUUUAUUUAAGAUGCAUCUAUAACACCAUUAGUAAUUGACUUCUGAAUAGAUUUAAAAUUAAAUGGAAAAUUGUUUAAUGUAUAUUCAAAGCAUCAUUUUUGUAUAUGUAAGAGUUUCACAUUUGCUAAUUGUUUGUAAUUAGGAUUUUCUGUAAUUGAGGAGAGGAAGAAUUGUUAUUCAAAAAAAAAAAAAAAUGUCCAUGAUUUAGAAGACUGUUUUGACUUAUUUUUACAUCUCGUGUGGGUAGCGCUGAAAAAAUUCAAGUCCUCCAUUCUAAAUAAAUGUAUAAAGUGUGAAGAUAGCUGUUGUGAUUCAGCUGAUAUUGUGAAUGUAUACAUUUGCAUUUCUAUUUAAGAUCAGAACUAUUUUUACAUUUUGAAUAUUGCAAAAUAUUUUCUUUUAGUUAUUGACGCUGAUAUUUGUUAAUCAUAUGGAAAGAUUUUAUGUGUAUGAUAUUACUUUUAGCUAAGUUUCAAUAUAAUUCCGUUUGUUGAUUCUCCCAUAUUUGUAUUUUUAUUAUUUCUAGUAAUCAACAAGUACCUGUAAUUGUUAGUGUAGUUCAGGAUUUUGUUUGUGAAAGAGAUAUAUAACUUAAAUUUUUCUCAAGGGCUUGUGUGACUUAGUACUGAAAUUCAAUUUAUUUAAUAGUUUUCAUCAUUAAAAAAUUUAGAUAAAGAACACCUUUAAGUAUUUAACAUUUGUAACAAUGUAUAUAUAUUUAUCAAAGUAAAUUAAUGUAUUUACUUUGUUUGUGGCUUUAAAUGAUGUUAAAGGUCAGGGCUGAGAAACCGUUCUUAUUUUUUAGUAAAAGCUAACUUUCUGGUAUCAUAAAAUGAAUUUAAUCCACAAAUGAAAUUAAUAAAUAUUCAUAAUUUUGAUGACAUCCAAGAAGUGUGAGAAGCCUUGGUAGUGUCACAGAAGCUUUUCCUCUCCCAAGGCCUUACUCUUCUUCCAAGCAACCUUCAUCAACAUUCUGUCUGUAUUUUUCUCUUUUCAUUAACUCACUAUCUCUUUAUCUGUCUUUUUUUAGUAAUAUAUUGAUUCAUCCAUUCUCUCUCUCGUACUUCCUUGAUUUUUCUCUUCCUCCUAUUCAAUAAUUUUCUCUUUAUCUACUCAUUCUUCAUGGUUUCUCUUGUAUCCCUCUUUAUUUCAUUAAUUUGUACUUUACUAAUACCUAAACCAGUUUUUGAGCAGUUGAGUAGAUAUGCGAAGAUAUCUGUCAAUUCAACAUUAGACACGAGCAGCAAGUGCCAUUUAACUUCUGUGAUAUCACUAAGGCUACCCUCAUUUCUUGAAUUCACAUUUGAUUCCAUGACUAGGUGCACGUCAAGAGCAAUUUCUUGUUUUCGGUUGAAGAGAAUUGUUGAAUUAUAUUAUUGAAAUUCUUUUGGCAAAAUGAAAAUAUGAUAGGCCUGCACUUUUAAUUAUUAUUUAUUACGUAACAGUUUGAAAAAAAUAAAUAAUUAUUGAACUACUAGAGCUAAAAUCUUGAAUAGUCUUCACAUGUACUAUGUUUGUGUUAUACCUAUUAAUUGAAAAGAAAAAGGAACUUACUUGUAUUUUGAACUAUUUGUGCAUUUUCAACUCAGUGAUCUGCUUUUGUAAAAUGAACAAUAUAUAGAAAGACAAAACUCAACACAGAAAGGAAAUAAAGAGCAGUUUUAGA